Molecule: messenger RNA, 846 nt
Organism: Brassicogethes aeneus
Lineage: Eukaryota; Metazoa; Arthropoda; Insecta; Coleoptera; Nitidulidae
Source: the annotation of a GenBank genome assembly
AUGGCUACAUCAAGUGAAUUUUCAGCCGAGUUAUUAAAAUUAAAAAAAGAUCAAUUAGUGGAAAUAAUACUAAACAAAUGCAUUCCCAGUGCCAUCAGUGUGAGUGAGGAAUUACGUCGAUAUGUAGAAACCAACGAAAACGGUGAAAUUAGCAAGUCGGUUAAAGUUAACCUCGAAAAUAACAUACCGUUCAUCAAGCUAGAAAAUGAAUUAAAAACAACAAAAAUUGAACUAGAGUGUUUCAAAACCAUCAUUUCAACAUUAAAAACCACAGUGAGUGACAAGGAAUUGAUAAUAAAUUUAUUACAAAAUAAUAAACAAACAAAUCCAGUUCGAACGGAUUUCAGCGUUGCCGAUGCAGUCACAAAGUUUCCAAACCAGGGAAACCAGCAAACUGAUACAAAUCAAACAUACAGCAGCGUUGCUAAUGCAUCUAAAAUAGAUUCAAAUCAGAGAAAACAAAACCAGAUAACAAAUUCUAGUGGAAAUCAAGAAAAACCACAAGAAACAAUAAAUAAUAAUAAAAAGAAAGUUGUAGGAUCCAACGAGGAUAAAAAGGUCUUUAAAAGUGCCCCUAGGAAAGCUUUUAUACAUUUGGGGCGUGUAGACCUUAAUACUACCUCAGAUGAUAUAAAAAAUCAUGUAGUCUCCACGUUUAAGACAAAUGACUUUAAAAUUGAACCUUGUCCAGUAAGAGAAGGAGCUAAAAGUAUUUCCUUUAAGAUUGAGACAGACAGCUCAAUUGUAAAGGAACUAUACUUAAGCGAAAAUUGGCCCAAAGGCGUCCUAAUUAAUAAAUACCGAUUUUUUCGUAACCAAACAGAAGCAGCAGCAGAAUUUAAAUAA